This is a messenger RNA of Dromiciops gliroides (monito del monte), 924 nucleotides long. Its product is annotated as taste receptor type 2 member 3-like. The record is from RefSeq and is a predicted model, not a curated record. The transcript has a single exon. Gene Ontology annotation, biological process: sensory perception of taste; detection of chemical stimulus involved in sensory perception of bitter taste; G protein-coupled receptor signaling pathway. The coding region runs from base 1 to 909 and encodes 302 amino acids. Gene Ontology annotation, cellular component: membrane. Gene Ontology annotation, molecular function: G protein-coupled receptor activity; bitter taste receptor activity. NCBI's taxonomy places the organism in Eukaryota, Metazoa, Chordata, Mammalia, Microbiotheria, Microbiotheriidae.
AUGACUAGUUUAACCCAAAGGGGGUUUGUGUUUGUGAUGACAAUUGAGUUAAUUCUGGGUAUUUGCUGUAAUGGCUUCAUCUGGUUAAUGAAUUGCAUCAACUUGAUCAAGAGCAAGAAAAUGUCCUUGUCUGAAUUUGUCAUUACAAGCCUGGCCAUCUCCAGGAUUUGUUUGCUUUUGAUAAUCAUAGCUGAUAUUUUUGUGUUGUGCUACAGCAAUUUGGAUGAAACAAGCAUAACAUUGCAAAUAAUUAAUACAAUGUGGACUUUUGCUAAUUUUGUAAGUAUCUGGCUGGCCACCUGCCUGAGUAUCCUCUAUUGCCUGAAGAUUGCCAAUCUCUCCCACCAUGUCUUCCUCUGGUUCAAGGGCAGAGUUUCCCAUGUGGUUCGAUGGAUUCUGCUGGCCUCUGUCCUCUUCUCUUUCUUCAUUUCAUUGACACUCAUCAAAGAUUUUAGUGUUUCUUGUAUUUACAAACAAAUGACACCCACAGCAAACUGCACAGAAGACAUGAGGAAAAAGAAAAGUGCUAAUUUUUUAAAGUAUCUCCUUAUUGCCCUCUGGAUGGUCAUCCCUUUUAUUAUGUCCUUAAUUUCCCAUAUUCUAAUCAUCCACUCCCUGAGAAGACACACCCAACAGAUGCAGAACAAUGGCACUGGCUCCAGAGAUCCAAGCACUGAGGCUCACACGAGGGCCACCAAAAUCAUCCUCUCCUUCCUCUUCCUCUUCACUGUGUAUGUGGUUGCCUUUUUUAUCAUCAUGUUUGGCUCUCUUCUGCCAGACACUAAAUUGGCAUGGAUCACUGGGGAGAUGUUUUUGGCUGUCCACCCUUUUGUACACUCAAUAAUCCUCAUUUUUAGCAACAACAAGCUGAAACAGGCAUUCCUGGGGAUGUUUCAGAUAAAGAAGUAGGGCACGAAGGGUAGA